Molecule: messenger RNA, 1577 nt
Organism: Impatiens glandulifera
Lineage: Eukaryota; Viridiplantae; Streptophyta; Magnoliopsida; Ericales; Balsaminaceae
Product: glycosyltransferase BC10-like
Exons: 2
Coding region: 133-1347 (404 amino acids)
Cellular component (GO): membrane
Molecular function (GO): glycosyltransferase activity
Source: RefSeq, a predicted model, not a curated record
UCUCACGCGGUGCCCUCUUUUUUCUCUGUCUUUAUUUUACAUAUACUCUCUCUCCUCUCUCUCUCUCCACAUAUUCUUUCAAGUUUUUAGUCAAUUUUUUCUGGGUUUUCUUCUCUCUUUCAUUUUACAGUCAUGUGUAAGCUAAAAUUGCCGUCUUAUGCACCGGUGCCGACGACAAUGAAGAGCCAAUACCUAACUCCGAUGAACCAGAUCAAUGUUUCGGUCCCAAAAGUUAACAUCCUCUCAUAUAUCCUUCUAUUUGCAUUCGGAUUGACAUUUGGAAUCAUACUAUGUUUCUUUCUCAGUAAUUUCUCUGUAAAUCUUCAAGUAACCCAAUUUUCAUUCUCGGCUUCACCAUUCCGGCCGUUAUUAUCGUCACCGGAGAAGAUCAAUUUGAGAACCCAUGAACGCGUGGGACUGAGGGAUUACUUGAAGAGUCCGAUUGAAUUAAUUCAUGACAUGACAGAUGAAGAGUUGACUUGGAGAGCUUCGAUGACACACAAAAUUGAUGAGCUUCCGUUCGGGAGAGUUCCAAAGGUUGCUUUCAUGUUCUUGAUUAGAGGUCCGAUUCCUCUUGCUCCGAUCUGGGAGAAAUUCUUUGAUGGCCAUAAUGGAUUCUAUUCUAUUUAUGUUCACUCUGAUCCUGGUUUCAAUGAAACUGACCCUAAAAACUCUGUUUUUCAUGGAAGAAGAAUACCCAGCAAGGAAGUGAAGUGGGGAGAAGCAACCAUGAUUGAGGCGGAGCGUCGACUUCUAGCAAACGCCCUACUCGAUUUGUCAAACGAACGAUUCGUCCUCUUAUCGGAGGCCUGCAUUCCUCUUUUCAAUUUUCGCACGGUCUACUCAUACUUGAUCAACUCUACGAAGAACUUCGUGGAAUCCUACGACCAAGAGGGUCCGGUUGGUCGAGGAAGAUAUAGUCAAAAGAUGAGCCCAACCUUCACUAUAGAUGAGUGGCGAAAAGGCUCACAAUGGUUCCAAAUGGACCGGGCUCUAGCACUGGAAGUCAUCUCCGACCGAGUUUACUUCCCAGUGUUCCAAAAGUAUUGUAGUGGGCCGUGCUACUCUGACGAGCAUUACUUGCCGACUUUUGUGACCACAAAGUUCGCUAGUAGGAACUCUAAUCGAACGUUGACAUUUGUCGAUUGGGCAAAGGGUGGACCUCAUCCAACCCGGUUUUCAAGAAACGUUAGUGUGGAGGUUUUGGAAAGAAUGAGGGGAGGUAGUAGAUGCGAGUACAAUGGGAGGGUUAUGGAUUUGUGUUACAUGUUCGCUCGAAAGUUUGCACCCGAUGCCUUGGAUUCGUUGUUGACUGUGGUGCCCAAGCUUAUGGGAUUUAAUUCUUAGGCUUUAGAAAAUAGAAGUUUUUGAAAAUAUAUAGACUAUUCAUUCAUUCAUUUAUUAUUCAUUCUUUGCUAAAUAAGAAAUCAUUCUUACAAUAUUGCGUUUUUUGGGAAUUGUUUUGGGGACAAUAUUGUUGGCACUCAUCAUUGAAAAAUCAUAAAUUAUUCACAUAUUAAAAGUUUGGGUGGUUGUCAUAGAGAUUCCAAAAGCAUUAUAAUAUAUUUGAUAUUAAA